AGUAUAUAUGUACACAAUUCUAUUGGCAAUGAUCUUUGUUUCAUUCAGAAACGUAAUAUAGACUGCAAACAUUAGGACAAAUACACUAUACGAUCUAAAUCACUUCUUAACUUAUAUAAUUGUUUAUUCCAGGUUGGGGAAUAUUCCGUCAACUUUUCAUUUAAAGAAAAAGGAAAAAAAAAAAAAUCCAUUGAUCAGGGUCGAGCCCCCUUCACAGCCCCGACACACCAGACCCCCUCUUCCCUCUCUCGUCAGGCCUGCUUUUAUUUUAUGUUAUUUGAGAAGACAUCGAGGUCCGUCAGCCGGAAGCUAGCAGUCUCGGUUAGCCGUUGUUAUUGUGCGGAGAGGAGGACAAGCUCCACGUCCAACGUGUGUGAUUAGAAUGGCGAAUCCGACAUGGGUCAAGGCAGGUGAAGUUCCUGCUAGUACAACUGUUACUUUAAAGCUAGAAGACAUGGAAAUGAUUGAUGACCAUAAAGACUCUUGGGACUUCGAAUAUUCUGAAUCAGUGAAUGGAAACCGCGAUAACAAUGUCUCUAAAGAAGAUGUCCGACAGAGAAUUGCUCCCAAUGUAACAGAGAUGAUGUGGGAAAUGGGUGCUCAGAGUGCUAAGAAGGCUUGGAGCAUUUAUGGCAACAUCGACAUCCUUCGUCCUUAUUUUGAUGUAGAACCCAAAGAAGUUCAGAAAAGAUUGCUGUAUUCAUUGAUACCACAUUGGCCCACAUCACAGCAGCAGAUUCCACGAGAACUGUAUGGGCCAACAAUGGUUGUGCUUACCAUGAUAGCACUUCUGCUUUAUCAAAUGAAAUCAGCAGAACAUAGAGUGACUGAUGGCACUCUCAUGGGUUCAGCACUUGGUGUUUGCUUUGCAUACUGGUUUGGAGCCUCUUGUUUGGUCUGGGUGCUGUCUUACGUCUUCUCUGUCAAAAUCGUUUUGAUACAAGUUAUGAGUAUGGUUGGCUAUGGAAUGUUUGGUCAUUGUAUUGUUCUUUUUCUUGGAACUUUGAUCCACACUUCCCAUGACCACGCGUUCUUCUACCUGCUAUGGGUCAUCUUUGGCGGCCUUGCCACCCUGAGAAUGGCAACUAUUUUGAUAUCACGUACCAAGAGCAAGACAGAUCGACUUGUGGUGAUUGGAUGUUUAAGCUUGCUGCACAUGAUGUUCCUUUUAUACUUGCACUUUGCCUACCACAAGAUUGUUGAAGAGUUGUCUGACGCUUUUCAAGACAAGCUUGUUCCUUUGCCUUUGGAAUCAGACUCCAUCAGCAAACAGAGUGAUACUGGGAAUGUCGCAGAAGGGACACCUUUGGAUUCAGCACUACAAAAUCCUGAAUGAGAGUUUUCUUAAAGGCCAAACUUGAAGCUAAUGGCUGGAAAGAAUGGUUUGACCUCCAGGAGGGAGGUGAGGAGCACACAUGGUACCAGCUACUCGAGUGGUCAUUCUUUGCUGUUUGCUUCCAUCUGACCCGAUAAAUGCCCUUACCUCCCUUACCGGGUCAAAUCCGUUCUUUCCUUCUUGACGGUAAAAGUUCAGCCUUUAAGAGACUUUUAUCUUUAAAACUUGGGGGCAGUGUUCUUUAUAACAGCAAGUUGCUGAAUGUUAUGAGGUCAAAGGUUCACCCAGUCCUGAUAUGUGGCAGGCCCUCAUGAUUUAUUAUAUUAUUCUCAAACAGUCAUCAUCGACAGCUUAGCUGAUUCUGACACUAUCAGUUCAUACUUAAGCUUAUGGAAGCAUUGUUAGUACUUGUUUGCUGAUUUUUUUUUUUUGGAGGGAUAACUCCAGCCGGUUUGGAUCACAUGGAGAUGUCAGCAUCACAAUGUCUUGAACAAAAGUCAUAUGAACAAUUUAAUGAUAUUUAUGAAUGAUUUUGCUACAUUUUUAAAAUAAUAGAAAUCUAGAUCAUUUUUGUAUGAGGUGGUAUUUGUGUCUCACAAAUUUGAUCUAGUGACAGUAGCAAAAAUAUCUGGUUGAUUUCCUUGAACAAGUUGGUUUUUUCCCUCCUGUGGGGUGCAUGACAAACUGGUCAGAUGAUGAUAACAUAUUGAUCUAUGACUUUUAGGUAUUAGGCAUCAAAGCUAUUUUUAACAGCCAUUCAUUAACAAAGUGAAUACAUUCAGACUGAAGAAUUUUGGUACAGGGAAGUAACAACCAGAAAAUAGAGUGCAGAUCUGCUGUAUACCAUGCAGACAUCCUGAAGUAGGUUGAAAUAAAGCUAAACAUUUCACAUGAUGACUUCUAAAAACUGAUCUAUUUUACCAGAUCAUAUUGUACUGUCCUUGUUUACUUAUUGAAUGAGCGUUUGGUUCUUUCCUUGAAAGCUCAGUGACUACACUUCUGCAUUUUGACUUGACCACAUUAUUGCAGCCAUGCACAGAAUCCCAUAAACUAAUUUUGCUUUGUGAAUACAACAGUGAAUGUCAUUCUAGUUUCAGAAUGAAAAUUCCAGCUGUCUGGAUGCUUCAAUAAAAUAUGUAGCAUAAACAAUAUUGUAUGCUGGCCUCAUAGGUGGUCAGGCUGGGAAUCUGGUCUUUGGGUGGCACCUAUCUGGCAAGUCUGGCUUGCUGGUUCAGUGGGUUACGUAAAUAUUAUCAUUAGCUGUAGGUAUCACCUGUUGAGGGUAAUAAGUGUGUGAAUUAUGGAAGUUCGCACUUUGAUUAUGAAAAUUGUAUUUAAGUGCUUGAAUGAAUGGACAAUACUUUUGUGUGUGGAGUGAGAAUGCAUUACUUGAAAUGGUUGACCUAUAAAAAAUAAUGAAUCGUUUUCAGUUGUUGCAACAACAACAAAAAAUGCAGUUACAUUGGACCCUGUUUACAAAUUAUGCCUUUUGUGUCUUUUUUAUGAUUGUCUUCUUCUCAUAUGAAUCAUUUUGGAUUGCAGAUACAAUUCAUAGCAAGGUGCAUAAAAGACCUAUAACCAUAAGUAAAGGAUUGUUUUGAUAUUUAACACAGAAUUACCUAAGUUGUGGAUAAAAUGCAGCACUUUCAGUGAUUAGAGUACAGCGAAACAUUAUGGUGAUUUGUCAGUCUGCAUCUUUGACAUAUUUGUUCACUUAUUUUUAAACAAAGCACAGUGGCAAAAACUUAUUGAUUUUAAAAAGAUAGAAAAUAAUGGCUUGUCAAAUUCAUAGAAAAAAGCAAAAAGGUCUUUAUCAGUCAUUGUCUCUUUCAUUUUGAAUGUCCAGCUUGUUAAAGCCUGGCAGCAAGAAUGAAAUAUGUUCCUGUAAAUCAAGUUUUUAAAGAAUUCUUUACCCCUUUUGUUUGUUUACAACAUCUGAACCAUCAGCCGGGACAAAAGCAAAGCCUAAUUAAGAUGAACUUGUUCAAAUGAAUCUCGUUUUUGUUCCCUUUUGCCAAAGCAUUUUUCCCCACUAAAUAUUUCUUGAAUUGUAUGAACAUUACAAAUUGCAAGCAAAAAACAUUUUUAAACCUCCUUCAUGGAAUACUACAAGAUACUGAAUUAUUACACGAGUGCCCAUCCAUUCUUAAGUGUCGAAGUCCUCGCUGGAAUGUCAUUUAUUACUAACUUGCUCUUAUAAAUAAUAAUUUGAAAGAUGUAUUUUGUAUUGUAGUAGAUGUCUACCUGAUUAUACAGUUAAUGCUGUGCA
Messenger RNA from Pomacea canaliculata, 3605 nucleotides. RefSeq names its product protein YIPF3-like. The transcript has 12 exons. The record is from RefSeq and is a predicted model, not a curated record. NCBI's taxonomy places the organism in Eukaryota, Metazoa, Mollusca, Gastropoda, Architaenioglossa, Ampullariidae. Gene Ontology annotation, cellular component: Golgi apparatus. Bases 383 to 1336 code for a protein of 317 amino acids.